UACCCAUGCGACUUGGAGGCGCACCGGCUCCACAGACGAGAAACACCGCACUAUGGCCUCGCUCUGAGUCUCCUCACACGACUGUGGUGUACGUACCGAACCGGCAAUCCGUCACCAUCGACGCCCUGAUCAUGGACCUACGGUCCAGAGGCUUUUUUCGGGGCAAUCGGAGUUGUCAAUAGUACUCCCAAAGUACUAUAUUAUUUGAUUUUGAGCACUGUCACUUUUGCACGCCCGGGGAUUUAAACCGAAGUGACAGCAGCAGCAGCACUCACCCCAGCUGCCGGUUAGCUAACUAGCUCGCUAAGUCAGUAGCCAAGAAAAGGGCAUCACUUUUCUUUUGGAGUAAAGGACAAGGGAACUACAACACCACUGCUUUCAUUAACUGAAGACUGAUCAGAGGCCGACCCCCCGAGUUCACAUCUUACAACAUAUUCACUACUGAUUCCCGAAAGGCUGGCAACACAACGCCACCCUAAUGCAGAACCAUAAAAGAACGUGAAAUGAACAAACCACCACAGCCUAUAACGGGACCCACUUCUGUCCCAAACCCUGCCCCUUCCCCUGGAUUAACACAGGCUGCCUACGGCCCCGGACAGCCCCCUUCUCUUGUUUUUGCCACCCCUCCACCUCCACAAAUGAACUCUGCGCCACAGCCAAGACAGUUUGCUGCAGGGCCCCGUACUUUACACCAACAGAGUUACUAUCCAAACCGACCAACCAUGGCCACCAGUGCUCCAAGGGUACAGACGAGUAGUGGCCCUCGACCUGUUGGACCUGCUCACGUCUACCCGCCCAGCUCCCAGAUGAUGAUGAUUUCCCAGCAGCAGCUGUCUUUUGCUGGCUCCCCUCAGAGCUACUUCAUCCCCCCUCAUGGACAGUACCGGCCUCCAUACAUGCCUCCCACUCAGCAGUAUCCUGUGACCAGCGGUACAGCGGGAUUCUACCCGGGAACCAGCCCUGCUGAAUACACCACUUAUGAGCCCUCUCUUGCUGCGAGGGAGAGGCGGGGUGGUGGGGGGAGAGGAGGUGGGCGAGAGAACGGCCGUCUCUCUCUCCACGGUGCUCCUCUCACCUCCCAGCGCUACCCCGCAGGAGCAUACUACCCAGCUCAGCCGCAGUACUCUCCGUCUGUCCAGCCUGCACCAGUCAUGAUCAGCCCCGCCCAACAACAGCAACAAGCCCCGCCUCCACAGCAACCACCGGCACAGUCACAAGGCCCGCUAAAGAGGGAACGCAAACCGGUAGUGUGUCACAACAAAAGAGCAGCACAUCUCUUGUCUGAGAUAAGGAUACGAGACCCCAACCAGGGCGGGCGUGAUAUCACAGAGGAGAUAAUGUCCGGUGGAAGGUCCACCACCACACCGACUCCCCCACAGGCCUCCAUAGGUGAUGGAAGUCCUGCACAGACCAACGGUGAAGUCGUACAACCUGUAACUCCAGUAACGAGAAGAGAUGAAAACAUGGAGACCCCUGCUAGCUCUGAAACCCCCCCUCCACCUCCUGCCACACCAAACGCAGAGCCCAUGGUGGAGUCCAAACAGGAAAAGGACACCCAGGUGACACCGUCUGCUGAAUUAGCCGCACAAUCUGUAGCCCCCACAGCUGCUACUGAGGUGCCAUCACCGUCGAUAAAGGACCAGCAGCCUCCCUCUUCUCUCCCUCCUGCAGUAGCAUCUACUACUCCUCCCGCUGAGGCGGAAAAUACAGACGAUACGAAAGUCGGCGACACGGUAGAUGCUCCUGUCGUCCCCUCAGCAUCAUUAGCCGCACAAGAGGCUCCUGUCAAAAUGGAGGAGCCGCAGGCUGCCCCAGCUCCUGCUGAGAAGGCACCAGAAAAGGAGGAAAGGAAAACAGAGGAAGCGAUGAAAAUGGAAAAAGAGGAGCAGGUGGUCAGCUCCAAGUCAGAGCCUGCAGUCGAGGUUGAAGCAAUAGUCAGCGUGGCAAAAGAAGAAACUGCUGCAAAGACAGCAACUGAGAUGUCUCAGCCUCCACACCCUGCCCUGGAACCUGCUGCUCCACAGACCCAGAACGCUGUCCAGAGCUCUGCCCCCGAACCUGAGCCCACGCCGGCUGAACCGGCAGAGCCUCUUCUCGCCAACGGCCUCCCUCAGGACAUUGAGGAACUGUCUGAGGACACGGCAGUUUCAGACACUACACCCCUUGACAAGCCUGACGCUUCUCAAUCUCAGGAACCCACGCCUGUGGCUAAAACAGUGACGCCAGCCCAGGAGGAGGAGGAUGAGGUGGAGGUGGUGGUGGAGGAGGAGGAGAAGAAGAAAGGGGAAGAGGGGAAGGAGAAAAGUGAGGAUGUCCCCCCUCCCUCUGGUCCUACAGAGGAAUCUACUAUGCAAGCUGCUACGUCUGUGCCAAAGAAGAGGAAGAACAUGAAGGAGCUCAACAAGAAGGAGGCCAUCGGAGACCUCCUGGAUGCCUUCACAGAGGAGCAGGGUGCCAAGCCCGCUCCCGAACCCUCAUCCACUCAGGCCGACCCUGUCCCUGUUGCUCCAGCUGAACCUCCCGCUGAGCCCGCUGACGAGACCUGGGAAGAGAAAGAGGACAAGCAGAGCGCAGAACCCGACAGGCCCAAAGCCACACCUGAGCCAACUGAGCAGAAAUACCAGUACAAAGAAGAACAAUGGAAGCCGAUAAACCCAGAAGAGAAGAAGCGGUACGACAGGGAGUUUCUCCUGGGCUUCCAGUUUAUCAGCGCCAGUAUGAACAAACCCGAGGGCCUGCCCAUCAUCAGCGACGUGGUCCUGGACAAGGUGAACAAGACUCCCCUGCGGCCCGCUGACCCAUCCCGACUGAUGAACGUUGGUCCUGAUUUCACCCCCUCGUAUUUGGGGAAUCUUGGGAGCAGAUCAGUGGGAGGACCACGAGGCCCGCCCCCUGGGCCACGUCGCUCCCAGCAGGGUCAGCGUAAAGAACCCAGGAAGAUCAUCAGCAGCAUGUCCCUCAGCGAUGACGUGCAGCUUAACAAGGCCGAGAAGGCCUGGAAGCCCACGGUGAAGAAGGGUGCUCGCAGCCGCGGCAGCGAGGAGGCCGAAGAAGAGAAUUCGGAGCAGGUCAAGACCCAGGAGCUGUUCAAGCGCCUGCGCAGCAUCCUCAACAAGCUGACGCCUCAGAAGUUCCAGGAGCUGAUGAAACAGGUGACGGAGCUGACGAUAGACACCGAGGAGAGGUUGAAGGGAGCCAUUGACCUCAUCUUUGAGAAGGCCAUCUCAGAGCCCAACUUCUCUGUGGCCUACGCCAACAUGUGCCGCUGCCUUAUGGGACUGAAAGUCCCUACUUCAGACAAACCAGGAAUUUAUGUCAACUUCCGCAAACUGCUGCUCAACCGCUGCCAGAAAGAGUUUGAGAAGGACCAGGAUGAUGAUGAGAUUUUCGAGAAGAAGCAGAAAGAGAUGGAGGCUUCCAAAGAUGAUGAAGAGCGUGAGCGUCUGAGGGUGGAGCUGGAGGAGGCCAGAGACAAGGCCCGCCGCCGCUCGCUGGGUAACAUAAAGUUCAUAGGCGAGCUCUUUAAGCUUAAGAUGCUGACAGAGGCCAUCAUGCAUGACUGCGUAGUGAAACUACUGAAGAACCAUGACGAAGAGUCUCUGGAGUGUCUCUGCAGGCUGCUCUCUACCAUUGGCAAAGAUCUGGACUUUGAAAAGGCCAAGCCUCGUAUGGAUCAGUAUUUCAACCAGAUGGACAAGAUAAUCAAAGAGAGGAAGACCUCAUCCAGGAUCCGCUUCAUGCUGCAAGACGUGUUGGACCUCAGGAGGAAUAACUGGGUGCCUCGCAGAGGAGACCAAGGUCCCAAAACGAUCGACCAAAUCCACAAAGAGGCAGAGAUGGAGGAGCACAGGGAGCAGAUCAAAGUCCAGCAGCAGCUCAUGUCUAAGAAGGAGGCAGGAGGAGGAGUAGGAGGAGGCAGGAUGGGAGGGAGCAUGGGGGGCCGUGGACCUCACACGCCAGGGGGCGGCCGGGUUACCCAGCCUCAGGACGAGGGUUGGAACACGGUGCCUAUUUCCAAGAACAGGCCCAUCGACACCACCCGCCUCAGCAAGAUCACAAAGCCUGGUGCUCUGGAUUUCAACAAUCAACUGUUGGCUCCAGGAGGCAAAGGCAUGUGGGGUAGCUGGGGCAAAGGCAGCAGUGGAGGAACUGGAGCUAAGCCAGCAAGUGGAGAGCAGGAUUCUGGUCGUCCAACUACCAGCACCCUCAACCGUUUCUCUGCGCUGCAGCAGUCUGGGUCAUUGUUGUCUUCAGCAGACUCUGAUCGCAGAGUUCCUCAGAGGUCAAGCUCCAGUCGCGAGCGCGGUGGUGACAGAGACAGGGGCGACCGCGAGAGGGACCGCUUUGACCGCUUCGACCGCAGCGAGGGACGGGAAGGUCGCGACGACAGGAGCAACCGGAACCAAAUCACCAAGAGGAGCUUCAGCAGGGAGUCGCAGGAGCGCGGCGGCAGGGGCGGAGACAGCCGGGCCACGACUGAGCCCGUGCGCCGCGUCGCCAGCAUGACUGACGACAGGGACAGAGGAAGUCGGGACAGGGGAAGCAGAGACAGAGGAAGCCGGGACCGAGGGAGCCGGGACAGGGGUCCAAGCAAAGAUCUCGCAGCCAAGCGUGAGAGCGCCCCCACUCCUCCUCCUUCUCUUCCUAAACCCGCUUUGUCUGAGGAGGAGGUGGAGAAGAAGACGAACGCCAUCAUUGAAGAAUACCUCCACAUCAAUGACUUGAAGGAGGCGCUGCAGUGCGUGGCGGAGCUCAACAGUGCCUCGCUGCUCUACGUGUUCGUGCGGAACGGCGUAGAGUCGACGCUUGAGCGCAGCACCAUCGCCAGGGAGCACAUGGGCCUGCUGCUGCACCAGCUCAUAAAGGCGGGGACGUUGCCCACACAGCAGUACUACAAAGGGCUACAAGAGAUCCUGGAGGCAGCAGAGGACAUGGCCAUAGAUAUACCUCACAUCUGGCUCUACCUGGCUGAACUCAUCACCCCCAUGCUUCAUGAGGGAGGCAUCCCUAUGGGACAGCUCUUCAGGGAGAUCUCAAAGCCUCUCGUGCCUCUGGGGAAGGCCGCCGUGCUGCUGGUACAGAUCCUCAAGUUGCUCUGCAAAGGAAUGACUCCUAAAAAAGUCGGAGCCAUGUGGACGGAGGCUGGGCUGAACUGGAGUGAUUUCUUGCCCAAAGAUGAAGACGUCAACAAGUUUGUCACUGAUCAGAAAGUGGAUUUCACAACAGGAGAGGAGAUGGAAUCAAAGGAAGUGGGAAAGAAGAAGGUCCUGAGUGGAGAGGAGCUCAGCAAACAGCUGGACAGACUCCUUCAGGACAAGGCCAACAACCAGCGAAUCAGAGACUGGGUUGAGGCUAACUUGGACGAGGAGCAGGCGACUUCCAACCAGUUCAUUCGAGCGUUGAUGACAUCAGUGUGUCAGUCUGCCAUCAUAUGCGACAACCCAUACAGGGUGGAUGCACGGCAGAUCAACCAGAGGGCCAGUCUGCUGCAGAAAUACCUGUGCGACGAGCUGAAGGAGCUGCAGGCCCUUUACGCCCUGCAGGCUCUGAUGGUGCACAUGGAGCAGCCAGCAAACCUGCUGCGGAUGUUCUUCGACGCCCUGUACGACGAGGACGUCAUUAAAGAGGAGGCCUUCUACAAGUGGGAAUCCAGCAAAGACCCAGCAGAGCAAACAGGCAAAGGUGUGGCCUUGAAAUCCGUCACCGCCUUCUUCACCUGGCUCCGCGAGGCCGAGGAGGAGUCUGACAAGGACUAAAAGACAGAAACUUAAAGCCGCCGCUGCCCUUCCUUUGUUAAGGUGGGGAGAAGGGGGGGGGGGGCUCCACAGGCGGCCGUGGCGAGUCGAGGACAAUAUUGCCAGAGAGGCAGACUCAAAUCAAUCCUCAGUGAGGAUAAAUCUUUAUUAUUUUUUUUUUCUUUUCUUUGAGGGAUGGACUCAGAAAACAAUCAUUUCUCUCUACCCUGCCUCUCUCUGCUUCCUCAUUAUUUCCCCACCUGCUUGUCACAGCAAGUGUCCUAAUCAAAUAAACUUGAAAACUGAUUCAGCAGGAUUGCUUGUUAACGAGGUGUGAAGUAUCCCACAUCACUACAAAAACUUUUUUGUCACAAUAACAAAAACCAACAGGCUGCUUUUCUACACUUCUAGAUAAUUACAAUGCCUAUCAUCCCAUCUGAUCUGCAAGAAUAAACAGCAGGGCGUGUGGUGUAGUGGGUUCCCCUGAUACAUGGGUGGUAUCAUGCCAUAAUGUGUGUUCAAUCCAUACACAGCUCUUCUCCUAUGUCUUUGUCCCUUACUGGAGUGUGCAGCAUGACUGAAGUGUGUUUCUAUUAAUUAUAAGGGCGGGGAGGUGGGGGGCGAAACGUCGCUCAACAAACAUGUACAUGAACUAAUCUUAAUUUGUUGGAUGGAGUUUUUAAAGCAAAUGGGUUUGUCUAUUUUCACUUCCUGUUUCCUAUCAUGAACUCACAGAGGAUGGAAAAAACAGGAGGACUGGUGUUGACCUUUGACCUUGACUACUAGGGGGUGGUCUUAAUGCUUCCUCUAAGCCAUCCUCACCCAUCCCCAGUAGUGAACCACACUGACUCUUCAUCUUUACCUCUUCUGUACUUAAAACCUGAGCUGUCGUAGAGGACACUUAAUGACCCAAUCACCGUUAAAACUUGAAAUCUACAGAAAAAAUUGACUUGAUGAUAUAUAUAAAGUUAAAAAAAACAAAAAAAAAAAACACAGAAAUGAUCCGAAAGCCUUUUCUACUUUAAGUGGAAACUAAUUUCAGGAGCGUUCUGUAAAUAUAUAACGAUAAUAAUAAUAAUGAUAAUAAAAACUUUUUUUUCCAGUUUUAUUUUUCAGAAACGAUAAAUUGCUGAUGUAAUUGCAGUGUAUCCUUUUCCAACAGCAGUUGUCCAGAUGCAGAGAGGUGCUUUAGAUAAUCCAUUGAUUAUUAGUUUUAUUGGAAUUUUGUAAAUAUUUUUUUGCUUUCUUUAUUUAAGAAAUUAUUGCUUCUUUUGCAUCGGAAACUGGAAAGAUGAGGUAACGGAACAUUGCAAAUAAAGGACUUAUUAAGUUGC
Lates calcarifer (barramundi perch) is the source of this 7069-nucleotide messenger RNA. RefSeq names its product eukaryotic translation initiation factor 4 gamma, 1a (gene eif4g1a). The coding region runs from base 504 to 5756 and encodes 1750 amino acids. Lineage: Eukaryota; Metazoa; Chordata; Actinopteri; Centropomidae. The transcript is spliced from 32 exons. Gene Ontology annotation, molecular function: protein binding; translation initiation factor activity; mRNA binding. The record is from RefSeq and is a predicted model, not a curated record. Gene Ontology annotation, cellular component: eukaryotic translation initiation factor 4F complex.